AUGUUAGCUACACCAUACGUAAAGUUUGAUUACGAGAAAGUGUACGAGCCAGCCGAGGAUUCAUUUCUAUUAUUGGAUUCCUUAGAAAAAGAUCAGUCUUAUUUAGCAAAAAGGUUUCAUGACCAAUUGGCGGUUGUGUGUGAAUUAGGUCCAGGUUCAGGUAUUGUGACUACGUUUAUGAUGCAAAAUAAAAUGCCUUCUCAAAAUGCUAUAUACUUUGCACUCGAUAUUAACCCAUGGGCCAUACAGGCAACAGAGGAUACCGCAAAGCGAAAUGAUUGUGAUAGAAUUUACCUUGAACCUAUACAGUCCAACCUGACAAGUUCACUUAGACAUAGUGAGGUAGAUGUCUUGUUAUUCAAUCCUCCAUACGUUCCAGCCGAAACUAUACCUGACAUUCCAGAGACUAAAGAUGAUAUCGAUACAUGGCUCGACCUAGCACUUGUAGGAGGAGAAAACGGUAUGAAGAUAACACAACUUGUCCUUGAUAAUUUGAAUUCUACAUUAACAGCUAAUGGUGUGGCAUAUAUACUGUUUUGCGCUAGGAAUAAACCCGAAGAAAUUGUGAAAUCGAUGACUUCUCUUUGGAAUAUCGAACUCGUAGAACAUAGAAAGGCUGGUUGGGAAGUUCUUAGCGUGUAUCGUUUCUCCAGGAAAACAAUAUAG
This is a messenger RNA of Maudiozyma barnettii, 666 nucleotides long. It is a transcript of the gene MTQ2, whose product is annotated as S-adenosylmethionine-dependent methyltransferase. Gene Ontology annotation, biological process: methylation. Gene Ontology annotation, molecular function: protein methyltransferase activity; nucleic acid binding; S-adenosylmethionine-dependent methyltransferase activity. Lineage: Eukaryota; Fungi; Ascomycota; Saccharomycetes; Saccharomycetales; Saccharomycetaceae. Gene Ontology annotation, cellular component: eRF1 methyltransferase complex. The record is from RefSeq and is a predicted model, not a curated record. Bases 1 to 666 code for a protein of 221 amino acids. The transcript has a single exon.